This is a messenger RNA of Giardia duodenalis, 1068 nucleotides long. RefSeq names its product Branched-chain amino acid aminotransferase. The record is from RefSeq and is a predicted model, not a curated record. Gene Ontology annotation, biological process: branched-chain amino acid metabolic process. The transcript has a single exon. NCBI's taxonomy places the organism in Eukaryota, Fornicata, Diplomonadida, Hexamitidae. The coding region runs from base 1 to 1068 and encodes 355 amino acids. Gene Ontology annotation, molecular function: branched-chain-amino-acid:2-oxoglutarate transaminase activity.
AUGGCUGUCGAUCCCUCCACGAUAGACUGGUCUGCGCUGAAGUUUUCGUGGCUGCAAACGCGCUCCCACGUUCGCAGUGUCUGGAGAAACGGCGAGUGGAGCCCUCUUGAGCUGGUAAACGAGCCGACAUUCAAUAUUUCGAUUGCGGCCUCUGCGCUUCACUACGGCCAGGCAGUCUUCGAGGGUCUCAAGGUCUUCCGCACUGUUGACGGCAGAGUCGCUGCCUUCAGACCAGUUGAGAAUGCCCGCAGGCUCAUCAGCUCGUGCGACGGUCUCUGCAUGGAGUCCCCGUCAGAGCAGCUCUUCCUCAAUGCUCUUGCGAUGGUUGUCAGGGAUAACGUUGACUAUAUCCCGCCAUAUGGUACAGGGGGCUCCCUCUAUGUCCGUCCCCUGGUUAUCGGUACCGGAGCCCAGCUUGGAGUUGCACCGUCGUCCGAAUACAUGUUCCUCAUGAUGGUCGCGCCUGUUGGUCCUUAUUACCGGGGAGGCCUCAAGAGCGUGAACGCAAUCGUUAUGGACGAAUUCGACAGGGCAGCACCCUAUGGCGUCGGCAGCAAGAAGUGUGCCGGAAACUACGCCGCAUCUCUUAAGGCCCAGAGCGUUGCUCUGAAAAAGAGCUUCCCCAUUCAGCUGUACCUCGACGCUGCUACGCACACGUUUGUUGAGGAGUUCUCCACCAGCAACUUCUUUGGGAUUAAGGACAUCCAGAGAGAUGGGGCGGGCAAGAUCGUUUCGUGCACUUACGUUACUCCUAAGUCUCCUUCUAUUUUGCCCUCGAUCACGAACAAGACUCUCCGCGAGCUUAUUUCCCAGUACUUCGGCUGGAAGGUUGAUGUGCGCGAGGUCCCGUUCACAGAGGUUAAGACAUUCCAAGAAUGCGGAGCCACAGGCACGGCCGUCGUUGUGACGCCCAUUGCUUCCAUCACCCGCGGUUCCACUGUUAUCGACUUCCUGCAAUCUGACGAUCAGGUUGGCGAAGUUACCAAGCUACUAUAUGAAACUGUCCAGGGCAUACAGUACGGGGUGAUCCCAGACAGAUUCAACUGGAACCACUACAUUGACGUGUAA